CGGAGAAGAACGAGCAGCCAUUUAACCUAUUUUGCUACCAUGUUGACGUUGAAGUACACAGGCAACACUGUCUGUUUAUUUUAAACUAAAAAAAUGGGUUCUUCUUCGAUCUCUCUGAAGCCCUUCAUUAAUCCCGUUUCCAUUUCUCGCCCAUCUCAGAGCACAAUUUCUGGAAAGACGUGGGAUAGCUUGGUGUUUAGCAAGUCGGUGAAUUUCAGAACAAAUAAAGUGUUGUGUGCAGAGGGAUUCAAGCUCUAUUGCUUGGUUGAUAGAGAGAUGGAUGUGAGCACUUCUGCUUUAGUGGAUGUUGAUGUUGCAGAGGGUUUAACUGAAGAGGAGGAGCUAAGGGAGCCUCGAAUUUCAACAAUGGUGAUGAAUUUCGAGAAUAAGUUUGAUCCUUAUGGUGCAGUUAGUACGCCGCUUUACCAGACUGCUACUUUUAAGCAGCCUUCUGCAACAGAAAAUGGUCCCUAUGACUAUACUAGAAGUGGAAAUCCUACUCGAGAUGUUUUAGAAAGUAUUCUUGCAAAACUUGAUAAAGCAGAUAGAGCCUUUUGCUUCACCAGUGGAAUGGCUGCUUUGAGCACUGUUGUUCACCUUCUAAAAAGCGGUGAGGAAAUUCUUGCCGGUGAUGAUGUGUAUGGUGGAGCAGAUAGGUUGCUGUCCCAAGUAGUUCCCAGAAGUGGAGUUGUGGUGAACCGGGUAAAUACAUGUGAUUUCAAUGAGGUUGCAUCUGCUAUUGGACCCAGGACUAAGCUUGUAUGGCUGGAGAGUCCAACCAAUCCCCGGCUACAAAUUUCUGAUAUUCGAAAAAUAGCAGAGAUGGUUCAUGCACAUGGUGCUCUUGUGUUGGUGGACAAUAGUAUAAUGUCACCUGUAUUAUCCCAGCCAUUGGAACUUGGAGCAGAUAUUGUCAUGCACUCAGCUACCAAGUUUAUUGCUGGACAUAGUGAUAUUAUGGCUGGUGUGCUUGCAGUGAAAGGUGAAAGGUUGGCAAAAGAAAUAUAUUUCUUACAAAAUGCGGAGGGCACAGGCUUAGCUCCAUUCGACUGUUGGCUUUGUUUGCGAGGAAUCAAGACAAUGUCCCUUCGAGUUGAGAAGCAACAGGAGAAUGCUCAGAAAAUUGCUGAGUUCCUUGCCUCUCAUCCGCGAGUGAAGAAAGUAAACUAUGCUGGUUUGCCUGGCUCUCCUGGACGAGAUUUACACUAUUCUCAGGCAAAAGGUGCAGGAUCUGUGCUAAGCUUUUUGACAGGUUCACUUGCUCUCUCAAAGCACAUUGUUGAAACCACCAAGUACUUUAGCAUAACCGUUAGUUUUGGGAGUGUAAAAUCCCUCAUCAGCCUUCCCUGCUUUAUGUCGCAUGCUAGCAUACCUACUGCAAUUCGUGAGGCCAGAGGUUUAACCGAAGAUCUAGUUCGUAUAUCCGUUGGUAUUGAAGAUGUUGAUGAUCUGAUUGCCGAUCUAGACAAUGCAUUUAGAACUGGGCCUCUGUAAUUUCAUAUAAAUAUCCACCCAGGACCAAUUGGAUAACAAAUACUAUAUAUCUAAGUUCUGAUGAAACAUGUUGAAGAUUUGGAAACAUAGUUAUCCCCGGUUCUGGAGCCUGUGGGGACUGAAAAGUUUAAUGUAAUUUUCGUAUUUACAAGUUACAAAAAUCCAUAUUUUUUUUUGUAAUAUUGAGAUGUAGUCGUGUCUUUAACCAAAGAUCAACGCAUUUAUUUUUUAGAAACAUAUUUUCUGAUCAAAUGCCAUUUGAGUAGCCAAUGCUUGUUGGCUAAUAAGGCUCAAAGCCUUC
Molecule: messenger RNA, 1795 nt
Organism: Cicer arietinum (chickpea)
Lineage: Eukaryota; Viridiplantae; Streptophyta; Magnoliopsida; Fabales; Fabaceae
Product: cystathionine beta-lyase, chloroplastic
Biological process (GO): transsulfuration; 'de novo' L-methionine biosynthetic process
Cellular component (GO): cytoplasm
Molecular function (GO): cysteine-S-conjugate beta-lyase activity; pyridoxal phosphate binding
Source: RefSeq, a predicted model, not a curated record